CAUGGAACAUCGCUCCCUCUGCGACCCUCACGCCUCAGUUCCAGUCUCAACAUGGUUCAACGGUGCCUCCCUCCCGGCGGGUAACUUAGCCCCUGCGCAGAAUGUCGCCCCGCAUAAGGGCUUCAUCACAGUCGCGCACCGGGAUCAGUACCGUGCUCUCGCUACGGCGCAAGAACCGUUCCAAGUGGUGUGAUUAUCAGGACUAUAGCUACAUGUACGAAUGGGACCUGUGUAGUGUAUGCUCUAUGUAUGUCACGUCCGAAACGCGCCGUCCGCUGAACUCCCAGAGUCACUGCGAUCCGCGCCCUCCUCCCGCCUAGACAGCCUUCCCGUGCGUCGUAGUGCUCUUGUUCUUCGCCUUGUCAGCCGCCUUCGCGUGCGCCGUCCCGCUCGGCCUCGGGACAAUCGUCACCGCCGUGUUGUACGGGCUGUACGACGAGGGCAUCUCCUCCAGCUCGGUAUCCCCAGCCUUCGUAACCUUCGUGCCCGACGAACCCGAGCCGACGUUCGACACGUCGUUCACCACCGUCCCGCCGGGCGUCUGGAUGCGCUCGUUCGUGGCGGCGCGUUCGGCGAGGUACUUUGCGAAGCGCGCGCUGCGUUUGGACGAUUUGGUUUGGUGCUGCGCGUGCGAGCGCGGGGGCGGCGGGUCCUCGUUGUCCGCGCUGUCCGGAGCGGCGGCGGGGGCGUGGUUCUGCACGACGUAGCGCCGCCCGAGGAGGGUUUCAGGGUCGUUGCGGAGCCGCCAGGGCGUGUGCGCCGGGAGUGCGGUGGGUAUGACGGGAGAGGAAUGGACCAAGGGCGCGAGGAGCAAUACGGCGAGGAACGAAGACUUGAGGGAAGGCAUUUUGCACGGGGGAUGAGGCCGGUAGAAUAGGGUAGUUUUGAGUGCGGUAGACGUCGGACCAGCCUGUCUGGGAGCGCGGAGGACGGAUUAAACGAAUAGUAUGGUAGAGAGAGGA
Messenger RNA from Fomitopsis serialis, 962 nucleotides. RefSeq lists its product as uncharacterized. NCBI's taxonomy places the organism in Eukaryota, Fungi, Basidiomycota, Agaricomycetes, Polyporales, Fomitopsidaceae. The transcript has a single exon. The record is from RefSeq and is a predicted model, not a curated record. Bases 239 to 877 code for a protein of 212 amino acids.